Molecule: messenger RNA, 1742 nt
Organism: Rhinolophus ferrumequinum (greater horseshoe bat)
Lineage: Eukaryota; Metazoa; Chordata; Mammalia; Chiroptera; Rhinolophidae
Product: membrane-spanning 4-domains subfamily A member 4A
Exons: 8
Coding region: 287-1003 (238 amino acids)
Cellular component (GO): membrane; Golgi apparatus
Source: RefSeq, a predicted model, not a curated record
AAAAGGAACUAGUUGUACGUCUCACAAAUACUCAGAGAGCCUUUGUGAUUUAGAAAAACUGCUAGAAGAAUGCAGAUUUAAACUGAGUGAGGUGUGGAGUGGGGGCAAGUGGUUGUGUCUGGACUGAAGGCGCUUGCCCAGAGUCUCUGGCACUCUGACACACAGGAGACAUUGCAGGCUUGAAGAAAGGAAUGAAAUGGCUGCUUUGGAAAUGUUGAAAUAAGUCAAAUGUAUUUGUGGCUUCAAAAAGAAAAAACGUAGAGAUUCAAGCACAUUUCCUGCUGCCAUGACAACUAUGCAAGAUUCACAGACCACAAAAGAGGCUGGCCCUGGUGUGUACCAGCUGGGGCAGCCUGCUGCUAUACAGUCAUAUAUGUGGAAAGGGAUGAUAGAGAAGUUCUUGAAGGGAGAACCCAAAGUCCUUGGGGUUGUGCAGGUCCUGAUCGCCCUAAUGAACUUCAGCUUGGGAUUAAUAACGAUAUGUGUAUCAGUGCCAUAUGUUCAUCAUCCACUUACAGAUACCUUUUUAAUGUAUUCGGGGUACACAGUUUGGGGGUCAGUGAUGUUUAUUAUUUCAGGGUCCUUGUCAAUUGCAGCAGGAACUAGAACUACAAAAGGCCUGGUCCGAGGUAGCCUAGGAUUGAACAUCACCAGCUCUGUCUUUGCUGUAGCAGGGAUCAUACUCACUUCCAUUGGCUUGAGUAUUUAUUCAUUGGAUUACUAUUACUGUAGCUAUCGUGACACCUCGAGUAAUUGUUCCACGAUCAAGUCUGUUUUUAUGGGUAUGGAUAUUAUCGUGCUCAUUUUAAGUAUGCUGGAGUUCUGCAUUGCUGUGUCCCUGUCUUCCUUUGGAUGCAAAGUUCUGUGCUGUAAUCCUGGUGGGGUUGUGUUUAUUCUGCCAUCAAAUCCCGCCAUGGCAGAAGCAGCAUCUCCUGCACCAUUUUCAAAAGAUUUGAUGCCACCAACAUAUCAAGAGAAAAAUGUUCCUGAAAAUCUACCCUGAGAGUAAUGCAAGAACUCCACUUGAGAAAGCACCAGAAUCCAGUUCUUAUAUAUAUAUACAUUUCAGAAUCAUGUUCUCAUUUUCCCCAACAACUCAUUCUACUGGCUCUUUAUCAACUGUAGCAGAAAUUAAAUAAAUAAAUUUAUUGAGUCAGUAAGACUUGAAAGUUUUUCAUCCAUCUUCAGGACUUUAUAUAAGAACAUUAAGGUAGAAAAUAAGGUUUUCCAGAAUAAAGGCAAAAAGACGUUGCUGAAAUGAGGCCUCCGGGCAGACUGUGUAAUGCUGCUUCCCGAGCCAAUAUUCCUCCCACUUGUUUGACUCUUUUCCUAAGUUUCUGAGAGCGGGUGUUUUUACCUUCAGAAAGUUGAGAUAUAUGUCUUUUCCCUUGCUUUCCUUUCCCUGCUUUCCUUCUCCCAUAGAAAUUAUCUUUGAAUAGCACAGUCAGUCCUUCUAUGUACAUAAAUCAUCAUCUGAGAGUAAGUACACAUAAAGUAAAAGUAUCAUGGAUUAGAUUCAACUUAUGUUUUCUAUUUAUCUCUCUUCACUUUCUUCUUCCCCUUCAUCCCUUCCCUCCUCUUUUCCCCUUCAUCCUCUUCCUCCUUUUCCUCGUCUUCCUUCUUCUCCUUCUCUCUCACUCACUCCUUUUCCUACAAGGCAGGAUUACAUCCUAAUCAAAUGUGUAUCCAGUGCCAUACAUGUGAUUGUGCAAUACAUGGUAUUUACUAAAUGUUAAUUAAAU